CCUCCCAGCUGCCAGGCAGCCAGCCUCCAGCCUCCCUCCCUCCCUCCGGCUGCCUGGUCCUCUAGUCUCAGCCCCCUCUCGGUGGGGUCUUGGCGGGGCCCCCAAUGGGCAGCUUCCUCGGAGGGGUCAGCUUCCAGGAGCCCGCCACGGUGGAGGACUGCGACUCCACCUGGGAGACCGACUCGGAGCCGGAGGAGGAGGAGGAGGAGGAGGAGAGCCCCGGAGCAGGGGGUGGGAGCAGGCAAGGAGGCCCCGAGGAGGAAGAGCAGGAGGAGGAAGGAGAAGAGCAGGAGGAGGAGGAAGAGGAAGAAGAAGAAGAGCAGCCGCCAAAGACAGGGGAGCCGCUCCCUGCGCCAAGCCGAGAAGGAGAGGAGAAUGCUCAGGAGGAGGCUGAGGCUGAGCAGGAGGAAGGCGACAGGGAGGAGGCGGCAGCAGGAGGAGGAGGAGGAGGAGAGGGCGAGGAAGGCCAGGCCCCAAGCCCCAAGGGGCAGGGUGAUGAUGCAACUGAAAUGACAGCUAAACCAAAAAGAAGUUUUUAUGCAGCAAGGGACUUGUACAAAUACCGGCACCAAUAUCCACAGAACUUUAAAGAUCUGAGAUACCAGAAUGAUUUGUGCAACCUUCGCUUUUACAAGAAUAAAAUUCCCUUUAAACCUGAUGGUGUUUACAUUGAAGAAGUCUUGAACAAGUGGAAGGGAGACUAUGAAAAACUGGAACACAAUCACACUUACAUACAGUGGCUUUUCCCACUCAGAGAACAAGGGUUGAAUUUCUAUGCCAAAGAAUUAACAACGUAUGAAAUUGAGGAGUUCAAAAAAACAAAGGAAGCAAUCCGAAGAUUCCUGCUAGCUUACAAAAUGAUGCUGGAGUUUUUUGGAAUAAAACUUACAGAUAAAAAUGGGAAUGUAUCACGAGCUUCUAACUGGCAAGAAAGAUUCCAGCACUUGAAUGAGUCCCAACAUAACUACUUGCGAAUCACUCGUAUUCUGAAGAGCCUUGGAGAACUUGGAUAUGAGAGUUUUAAACCUCACCUUGUGAAAUUUAUUCUUCAUGAGGCUCUUGUGGAAGACACCAUUCCCAACAUUAAACAAAGUGCUUUGGAAUAUUUUGUGUAUACCAUUAGAGACCGGAGAGAAAGGAGAAAACUCCUGCGUUUUGCUCAGCAACACUAUACACCUGCUGAACACUUCAUAUGGGGACCACCAAGGAAAGAGAAGUUGGAAGGGAGCAAAUCAAGUAAAAAGCUGUCAUCACCAGUUUCUCAUCGUACCAGCUGUGCUUCUAAACAUAAAAAGGCAAGAGACUGCAAGAAUGCCUCCACAGUUUGCAGCUCCAGUGGUAAAGCAUCUGAUGAGAAAAGGGCAGAACGUACUAAAAAUGAUGAAGACAGUGAUCAGAGUAGCAAAUGUACCAGCAGCCCUGAAAGGGCUAAGCAGAGCAACAGUGAAAAGAACAAUGAUGUUGAAUGUUCUAACUCCAAACUGGAAGAAACUGGUAAUCCUUUGAAACAAAAGGAGAAUGCUUCCCAUGUCAAAAAACUUAAAGGCAAAAGUGAUGAUAAUCUUAUCCAGGACUGUAGAAAUCCAGAAAAUGAUUCCUGUGACAGUAAAAAUGAUUCAACUAAUAUAUCGACAUAUCUACAGGACAAUGUAAGUAAGGAUCAAAACCCAGUGGAAUUAAACAUGAAAAACAAAGAGGAAUCUCAAACAUAACUCAGAAGAAAGAGUCACUUAAAUCUACUGAACAUGACAAAAUGGUGUCACCUUCACUUGUACAAAACAGAAUGAGCCGUCUCAAUACUGGUUCCAAUGCUGAAUCCAUCAGCUUAGCCUCUGAGGGGGUUAUGUCUUCUUCUUUUUUUUAACUUGGUUUGUUGUUUGCACUUUUCAAAGCUGUGUAUUGAGCUUAAAACUGCAUAACGCUCAAACCUGAGGGAAUUCAUUUGUCAAGACUUUUCUGUAAAAACACUUAAUAUUGAUUACUGUCUCUCUUUCUUUUAAAAACUGUAAAUCUUUUAUGCCAGAUAGAUUUCCAAGGAACCAGGGUCAAAAUGUCUCUUCACUAGAUAACUGCUUGUCAUACUAAUGUGUUCAAUGCCUGCCGCUGCUAAAAAAAUCAAAAGGAUUUAGAUUUUGAUUGUACCUUCAUUUAGGCAUAGAGAUCAGAUCUAGGAGAAUUGAACUGCAGUCUUAUAUCAGCCUUGAGUCACAUGGGAAAGCAAGCUAAAUUUACUUAGCCUCAAUUUCAUACUUGAAAAAUGAGAAUCAUAAUUUACUUCCUAGAGUUCUUGUGAGUCUAAAAUAUAACAAUGAUAGAAAACCACUUUCUAUACUGAAAAAAUGUUAUAGAACCAACUACUAGUAGUACUCACACACUAGCAUUCAUUGUGCCAACCUGUGCCAACAACUUACAUUGUCUUUUCCCUUGGUGUAUCCUUUACUGUCCGGUCAUGAAUAAUGUGCUGGAUUAAGUUGUCUUUAGCUUCUCAUAUUUUCUCACUUUGUUCUCUGUUUAUUAUUCCAGCUAUUUCCCAACUCCAUCCUGGUUUUUCAUUUCUUACAGCUAGCACACCUAAAAAAAUACACGAGAAAGCAUUCCCCCACCAAUGUUUAUUUCUGUGUUUAGGUAGGAGGAAAUAAUUUUCCUUGAGAUCUGCUUCUGCAGGUAAAGGAUAUAAGGACAGGAAAAGGUUAAACACUGAAGAGGCAAAGAUGUGAUGAUUGCUAACUCAACUGCUUAGAAGGAAGCAAUAUUUCAAAGUUGACCUUUCUACCUAGAUUCACUGGUGCAGUUUGAAGAGUCUUUGCAAAAGGAAGACUACAGCAUUCUUUUCAUUCUUCCUCCAACUCAUCCCCCCCCGCGCCCAAAUUCAUACUUUGCCUUCCCAGUAUACAGGGAAUGACCAGGAGGGAAAACAUGCGUACUGAGAUUUGCAUGUCAAAUCCAGACAUCUUUCUUGUAUGCCCAUUUGCUUUUUUGCUGUUCUCCAGAAAAUGUAAUUUUCCUCCCCCAUAGAGUAGAGCACAGGUGGACUAUUAUGACAGGCUCUAGACUUAAGUCCUGCCCCAUUGAACCUGCCAUGUGCUACACUGCUAAUACCAUACUGGAAGUACUGCUUGAAAACAAGCAACAAAUAUUUGUUUUAAAGAGACUUCUAUGGACUGACAUUGAACUUCAGCAACAAAAUUAAAAACCUGUUUUGUCAUUGCAUUCCCUGUUUGUUUUAAGUAUAAUGUGGAAUUGCUAGUUUGCCACCCAAAUUUGACAGUGUAGCUUGCCAUUGAAUUUCAGAGGUGCAGUAGGAGCACAAAAAUGGUUGAGGGUGUAUUUGCAUGCAGCUUACGAGUCACAUAUUACCACCCUGUAGUGAGAAAGGUAGCUUGGAAGGGAAGCUUUGAGACAGAUGGGACCAUGAAUAAUUUGCAAAAAGCAAGAAAUACCCUUACUAAAAAAAACAAGUCCUCUCCUAGUGAGUCAGCUUAAGCUAAUGCCAAAGAAUGAAACAUUCCUACACCUGCAUAUCUGGGUUUUACUUGCCAAAUUAUGAGAAAGGUUUUUAACAAUAAUAAGGUUUAUAUGUAUGUUGAAGUGGUUAUCUGCAUAUCUUCUUGGUGUUGCCAUUGACUGAAGAAUGCCAAUAUUGAGAGGAUGGUGAGGUUUCUCUCUGUAAGUUCUUCUGUUCUCCUCAUUGUUUCUUGAAAUGAUCUUGAAGCACCUAGCUUCUCAUAGUUGCGUUCUGGGAAGCUACCAAGGGGAGGAGGAGGCAUUUUGUCACCAUCCCUAUGUGGAGUUACCAAUGUUCCCACAAUGACAGGAAGUGACAUUAUAUCAUUUCCAAUUUUGUUUUCAUCCAGUUGUUUUGUCAGAUGUGUGUGUGUGGGCGUGCGCACACACACACAAAUGUAUAUGUGUGUAUGCAUGUGUUGCUGUGGUAUUCUGGGGGAGGGGGGUCUCCUGGAGGCAGAAUGGAGUCCCAGGGGAUCCUUGCAGGGAGAGGCACACAUUUCCCACCCCUGCUUGAAGGCAUCUCCCUGCAUUAAGAAAACUGCUACUCUACCCUCUUGGAAGGACACUGAGACAGCACUGAGGAAGGAGACUUUUGUUUUAGACCCCACAUACAUGAUCAGUUGUUCAAAGCAAAUAAAAUGCAGCAUCUUUCUACAGUUGUUUCUAGAUCUGUGCUUGGCAUAUCUUCACAGCUGCCCCUUUCACGUGUGUGUGAUGUGCAGCCAAUAUAUGCAUGAGGCAGGAUCUUUUAGUUCUGGUUUCCUUUUUACUUCCAUACCAACACUGAUUUUGCAAAAAUGCUAACUCUGACUGGGCAGUUAUACUUGUGUGCAAGAUCCUGUGUAGUGGGAGGAGAAGGAGACAUAUCUAAAAUAUAUUUGUAUGGGAACAUUAGUGUGGCAGUUUCAAUGCAUUCUUUGAACAGAAAUAGCUUUGUAGUUUUAAAAAACAGAUUUUAUUUUCUUCUUGGCAGUGUAAAAAAUAUCAUUAAAGAUCCACUUCUUUCUUUGGGAUUCACUUUAGAAGAUCUUUCCCAAGCAUACGGCAUGUGCAGAGGAAGAGGAGGAACUGCAGAAAUUUUACAGCAGUGGCUCUUAACUUUUCACCCCUCCUGAUGUUUUGGACUUCUGUCGCCCAGAAUCCUUGACCACUGACCAUGCUGGCUGGGGCUUUGAGGAGUUCCAAAACAUCUGGAGGGCCAGAAGCCACUGUUAAAGUUCUUAGAAACAGUAUAUGAGGGUGGGCUUUUGCACCUUUCAUGCAAUACCUUGUAUAAAAUCAAAGAGGUCUUCACUGAAUGACCUUACACACUGUUCCCUGUAUGAAACAGUACUUGACACAUUUCAGCUCCCUUUUGUUUCAUGUCAAAUCUGGCCUGCAGCGGUGACUAGCAAAAGGACAGUAUUCCCAUGCUGGCAAUCAUCAUGAUUGAAGAUAUUCUUGGUUAAAGCAAUACAGGCAGGAGGUGCAGUCCCAUACUUGUAUUGGUGCUGAGGCAACUGUGGCUGUGUAUAAUUAUCUAUAGGCUUAAAUCAAGAAGCUGAGCCUCAUCUGUUUUAAGGCAGACCUUUCCCAACCUAGAUGAAAGUGUCCAUAAUUCCCAGCCACAUUUUGGAGGAGACUGCCUUCAAGACGGCACAUGAGUUAACACUAGGCCAGUGGCAUGGCUCAUAGUUUCAGCCUUGCAUCAGCUAAGAACAGAUUCAUUCAUAAUGAUACCACUCAGCUUCUGGAGCUAUUUAUGUGAAGGAUUUAGCAGAUUUAUUGAGGUUGGGGAGCGUGUAAAACACAUUACUAUUUCGGCAAGCACUUAGAUAAUUUCAUUUGUUUUGUAUCUGGCUUGGAAAAAUCAAUAUCUUUUCUGCUGAUAACUUACAGCUUGUUUGUUAAUCAUUUUGAGGAGAACAACAAUCUACAAAUAUUUUAAAUAAAUGUAUGAGAAAAAAAGUUUUAAAAAUGUAAUGUUAGUGGAUUUGAGAGCAAAGAUUUCUACACACCAGUAUCUGCCAGUAAUAACAAUAAUUCUGCUGGCUCAUUUUUAAAUGAAAUGCUCUACACACACACGUGUGUGUGUGAAAGCAGGAAAUGCUCCUGCUUGUGUGGACUUACUCUCUUCCUGUCGUAACAUCCCAUGCUCCUUUUAUCACACUCGACAUGGUGACCCUAGGGAGACUUGAAGAUCAGGAAGUCCAUCAGGUCAAGCUUGCCACAAGGAGGAAAAGAGAUUAUAGAAUACAAUACAUAUGUCAGAGAUGAUAUAUCCAGAGAACCUGGUAUAAUCUUCCUCCCGAAUCAGACUUGGUGGCUCAUCAGUUCCUUUUCCUCCCCAGCUAUUAUCACACAGAAGUUUAUUUUUGUCUCUUGUUACUUUUUCACUAUAACAAUCCUUACCUAGGUGUGAUAAUACAUAUCAUGCAUAGUGUAUAAUCUUUAUGAAAACACUUAACACUUAUAUUUUUUAAUGAAAAACUGCUAUAGGAGAUAUGCUUUUGAUUUUUAAAACUGCAGAAUUAGAGGUUUUGUCUUGUCUUUUUAUUUACUUGAAGAAGUGAUAAAGUGCAUCAUGCUAAUUAGAAGUUCAUGCUGAUUAAAAUUUCACAGAUUUAGGAAUAUGUUUUACAGUUUUGGUUUCUUCUCUUGUAUCAUGGAGCAUAGAUGCCAACAUAUAUACCCAGUAGAUGUAUUUGUUAAUCAUAAGAAGUCCCAUUGAAAAAAAGAGAUUACAUACUUCUAUAUGUACAAUAAUAGACAGGAGAACAGGGUUUAGUACCUUUUGGUGGCUCCAAUACUUUUAUUUUGCAACAAGUGGAAUCUAUUUACAGUAUUUUCAUGUCGAGGAUAUCUACAGUGAUUAUGUGAUCAUCUGUAUGUAUAUUAAAAGCAUAAGUUUGUUGUCUUGAGUUUUUAUCCUCUGUACUUUAUUUAUUCUUUGAUGUGCUGCCCCUAUGUUCAGAACACACAGUGUAUAUAUGCAGUUGCUCAAAUUUCUCUGCUCAUGCACUGAUGAAAUGAAUUUGUUCUUCCUGCAUAAAAAGUAUAGUACAAUGUUGUGACACAUAUUGUGCUAUCAGUUAUGUGACUGAGCAUUUCUCUCUAUGUAAAUGAUGUGAAGCUUUUUCCCUAGUCUCUAAACUGCUUUGAGGAUCUUAUUAGAAACAUGUUUUCAUGAUCCAUAGAGGUCUGUUUUUUGUCGGAUCUCUUUUAGAGCAGUGCCUCUUAAAUUGGUAGUCCAUGGAGCAGUGCCAGUCCCCAAGCGAUUGGCUGCCUGUUAGAUUUCCAGGAAGGAAAGGAACAUUUGUAGCUGAUGGACACAAAUAUGGUACUGAUCCAUGGCAUAAUGGCAUGAGAGAUUGCCAGUCAGCUAUGUCAGACAGCUUGAGAUGCACUAAUCUAGACCAUCUUUUGCACAAGGUCCUUACCAACUGAAUCAUUUAAACACAUUUUACAAGGGUCUGAGUUAUUCCUUACAACAUUUGUGAGUUAGAUUUGGUUCCAGUUCUACUGGAGGAUGGUUGAAACUGCAGCACUUAAAUUUUGAUCAAUUAAGAAAUACAGCUUUCUGUGCACAGACACUAUAGUGUAGUGUUUGAAUUUGCAUCUAGGUUUUUUUAAGGAUAGCAAAACCGCCUCACAAACUAGUAACAACAGAUAUCUCCUGUGAUAAUAGUGGUCAGUAUGUGAAAUUGGAUUGACAUUUAUUGAAAUAAUUGUGUUGCAUAAUUGUAUACACAUGCACUCAGUAUUAGAGCAUUAAACAAAGUUGCCUUGUUUGUUGAUCUACUUAACCAGAAGUAGAAUGUCUUUUUGCAGCUGCAGCUUGCAGGGUUUCAUGUGGGAACACUUUCCAGGCUUGGUGAUUCCCUCAACUGAUUGCCAUAUUGAUGGAAGUGUUUGUAUGUAAGUGCAAUGUAUGAAUGCAACUUUGUGCAUGAAUUUGCUCCUCCACCAACCUGCAUACUGCCUAAUUUCAGGCUGCUUCGCCUAUUGUACCUGCUUAACAACCCAUAUUCUCAGGGUAAAAUAAAGCACUUGCAUCAGCCUCAGAAGUGAGGUGGCCAAGUUCAUUGGUAAAUGGAGACAACAGCUUGAGUUGAACAAGGACUCUUGUAAUAAUUUGUGGCUCUAUAGUAUCUUUAGUGUAUAUAUGAAAACUGCCACAGUUAAUGUCACAAGUCCAUUUUUAUUUGUGAAAUAUGAUCCAGCAAGGUAAAUGUAACAGAUCACUGGAACACAGGCAUCUAUUACAUAAAAUAAAGCUUAUUUGUUGAACUA
Messenger RNA from Sceloporus undulatus (fence lizard), 7779 nucleotides. RefSeq names its product opioid growth factor receptor like 1 (gene OGFRL1). Gene Ontology annotation, molecular function: opioid growth factor receptor activity. The coding region runs from base 105 to 1712 and encodes 535 amino acids. The transcript is spliced from 7 exons. Gene Ontology annotation, cellular component: membrane. The record is from RefSeq and is a predicted model, not a curated record. Lineage: Eukaryota; Metazoa; Chordata; Lepidosauria; Squamata; Phrynosomatidae.